AUGUCUAAUCUCCUGAUUUUGAUCGCUUCUUUUCUCUUCCUCUUCAAUUUACCUUCUUCACUCGCCGAUUCAGAUUCUCCGACCGCUUAUUCAAUCCUCCAGAGCUACAAUUUCCCUGUCGGAAUCCUUCCAAAAGGAGUCGUAUCUUACGAUUUAGACACAACAACAGGGAAAUUCCAUGCGUAUUUCAACGAUUCGUGUAAAUUCAAUCUCGUGGGUUCUUACCAAUUGAACUACAAAUCUACGAUCAGUGGUUACAUCUCCGAGAACAAGCUCACGAAAUUGACUGGUGUUAAAGUGAAAGUCUUGUUCUUGUGGCUUAACAUCGUCGAAGUUAUCAGAAACGGAGACGAGAUGGAGUUUUCCGUUGGGAUCACGUCGGCGAAUUUCGCGAUUCAGGAGUUUUUGGAGUCGCCUCAGUGUGGGUGUGGAUUUGAGUGCAAGGAUUCGAAAUUUGACAUGUUUGAGAGAAAAUCCCCUUUUGUUGCUUCGUCUUGA
This is a messenger RNA of Arabis nemorensis, 498 nucleotides long. The record is from the annotation of a GenBank genome assembly. NCBI's taxonomy places the organism in Eukaryota, Viridiplantae, Streptophyta, Magnoliopsida, Brassicales, Brassicaceae.